UCGACGAACAGAAAACAAAGCCAAACUAACAUCCAUCAUGGGCCGGAAACCUCUGUGCAGUAAGCACCCAUCGUUCCACCAGCUCGCUCAAAGUGCCUGGGCAACAGUAACUCGAACAUCCGUGCUCUCAUCGUCUAUUCCAACAGACCCUCACUCAGCGUAGAGCAUUCACUGAUGCCUACCCAUUCGUACCUGCCCACACGUUUGCUCACGUCCGCCAUGUCGUCAUGCGCCUGGCUCCCUCGCCCCAAGUUAAUUUAAAAGCCCGUCUGAAAUUUACUCCGCACAACCUCCUUCGCGACCAUAACACCCCACCCCCACCACCCAGAGCUUGACGCACGAUUUUCACAACCACGACACCGCCGCAGCCGCCGCCGGCAUACUCGCAUCGGCUACCUUGAUUUCAGUGUUGGACAGUCACCUUGAGUUUAAAAUCGCAUCGAGCAGAGCUGUUCCAGACACGCAUUCGCCUAGGCCCGUGGAAUUACUUCGUAAGUCACCUCCGAUUCAAGGUAAUAGUGCGAGGACACAAUAGCAGACCGCUCUUCCAUCUCCCAUUGUCAUCCUUGUCUCCAACAAGUAUAAUAACCUCAGGCACCAGGCUGCUGAGUACUGCUUUCUCACCCACCUAUAAAUCCCCCAUCAACCCCGCCCACUACUCGCCCGGUUACCCUCAAAAUCCACGGCGCACGGUAGACGCUCCUUGCACGACAAACAAACAUCCUUGCGAGGUAGGUCUCUUCAUCUCCUUCUUUCGUGUGUUUACCGCGCUGGCUUGGAGCGGUGAACAUCUCCAUUCGACUCGCCAAUCUCAAUCGCCCGAUUCUCUUGCGGUGCUUGCCACUUGCGAUAGGUUUCUCUGACACUAACGAACUACAGCAACGACAAUCGCUGUCGUCACCUGGUCUGUGAUACCUCCACUUACUCACACACUCCCAUCGCUUGAAGAUAACUGCAAAACGCUUGGUAACCAACCCAUCUUCCUAUACUUCUCUACUUCUCUACCCCUCAUACCUUUUCUGCACCUCCAGCAGCUUCGUGUCUCCUGGUUUGCCGCUCGACACACGGUGCUAAACACGCCUGACAACCGACUGUCGCGCCCUACAAUUCAACACAAGCACAUUACCGUUGCUCCUUGAGGCAAGAGUUCGCUGUCAUGGCUGGAAAGAAAGGGGACGGCAAAGCGGCUGCUCCUGGCAAGGGCGUUGCUGGAUCGCAGCACAGCCCAACUACGUCUGAUUCUAGUGGUUCGACGCUCGGCGGACAUGCCACUCCCGCUGUUGCUCAGCAGAGCCCCAUGAGCGCCGUUCGCUCCUCAGCGCACGACUCUUUCAAUUCUGGCCUUGAAGAGCUACUCCGAUCCGGCUUCUUUGCCAAGAACAACCCACUCUACACCGAGCGCGAUAUUCCCAACGGCGGGCAGCAGUCCUCUAGUCCUAUCGAGGCCCCAACUCGUCCUGCUCGUUACGUGCCAACCCAACCCGCAUAUCAACACCGCGCUCGCAAUGCCGGUGCCUGGGGCAAGAACCAGGCGAACAAUUACCGCUCAUCUAGGACCUGGCACUCUCCAGAGGCUCAACGCUACCACGAUUACCAGCUGGUUCGUAACGCCAUGCGUAGACUCUUCAAGAAGUCUGAAGUCGCCAAGUGGACCUACGAUGACUACAUCAAGCAUCUGGAAGCUACCCUCGCUUCUAAAAAGGCACAUCUUGAUAAGGUUCUUGCUACCAAAGAGCACGAGCGCCUUGACAAGCUGCAUAAUGGACGCUUCUAUACUUCCCCCCAGACCCUCAAGGCAAUCGAGAAAGGCUGUCUCCCGAACGGCAAUGACACCCUCCAGGGAAACACGAGCAGGGCUCUCGCAAUGAAGACCAUUUGGUGCCCCGACUGGAAGAACGGCAAGGAAGAGAUUGCCAACUGGCCUACUCUUCAGGAGAUGAAGUGGGAAGGUGACGAUCGGGCCAAGACUGGUGUUGGUCGUUUCCCGCCUCUUCCUCGUGAGAAUGGACCACCUAGCAUUCCCUGGAACCAGCUCCCAGUCGUUGAGCAAUAUGAACUCGACGAGGUCGCCCGUAUUCCUACUCUGGAGGAUGUCCUUCUUCCCGUGGAUGAGAUUCCCGACGAGGAUGCACCACUAUUCGUCGAUCAGCAUGUCUGGGAUGCUAUCGACGAGUAUCUCGAGAGUUAGAUGGUAUUCUCUCGGCACUGCAUGGCUUGAUCGAUGAAGGAAAUGGGUAACUAUAUUUCCCGGGACCAAGCCUCCACGACUUGAUCCCCUAUCCCUGACAAUGUUUGCUUGUACUAACCGACACAGUGAUGUGCGGCAGGUGAAUGAAUUAUAGACAGUCUAUAGGGCUUGGCUAUUCUGGAGCUUGUGGCUUUUUUUUGCAGUAGGAAGUAAUGGAUCGGGGGAUUUCGGUGGUAUCAACGGGGUUUGUCUCUGUUGGAAGUGUAAAGUGUAAGUCAAAACCUGAGGCGCAUGCCACUGCGCCUUUGGAUCUGCCUUCCCUUUUCUCCACUACCCCUUUCAUUUCCUACGGCUUGCCACCGUAUCAUUCCCUUUCCCUUUCGUCGAUUUCACCAUUCUUGCAUCUUCUCUACAAUAUUCCCCUUUUUGGAGCGGCCCAAACCCACUGGAUUUACUGGACACCAUCUUCGAAUGUUUUAGCCGAACUUUUAAACUCCGGAUAGACGGCAUAAACGGUUAGAUCAUCCUUUUUUCCAGUAUUGGGGCUGGUCGGAGUUUUGAGACCUGUUUUGAAACGGACCAUCUGUUCACCCUUCAAGACUGCUCAAGACCAUUACUUCAUCAUUACCCUUUCAUCAAGUUCAGGAUGCUAGAGCCACUUGAAAACGAUGGCAACAAUAUUUCCCCGGUUCAUCUUUUUCCUUUUUCAUCUUGGUUCCUCAGCUCAUCUCGACUCUUUUCAUCCUCAUGCGAAUAUUCCCGGUUUUUUUAUCCCUUUCCGGAAUCGGAGCUCAAUCCAGGGCACACAAUCAGCCUUUCUCAAUGGAAAAAAGUCACAUCGACUAUGGGGCACCAACUACGUUGCCGGACAUCUUCCCUCUCUGCCUCAUGGACAAGGAACCCGGGUAUGAUUGAAAGGCUUCGGGACACAUCUUUUUCUUCUUCUUUUUUCCAGAGUAAGCUUCUCUUUAAAGGCUUGCUGAAUCUCGUUUCAUAUUUGCUUUCACCUUUCACAUUUCCCAUACUUUCUGCUUUGAUCCACUAUAUC
Messenger RNA from Periconia digitata, 3236 nucleotides. NCBI's taxonomy places the organism in Eukaryota, Fungi, Ascomycota, Dothideomycetes, Pleosporales, Periconiaceae. The record is from the annotation of a GenBank genome assembly.